GGCAAUCUGGCCAAUUAUGCAUGCCUACUUGCAAAUACCACGUUGGGGGAAUGAUUGAGCCUGGCUGUCCAGCGGCUAGGCAAGCGUCCCUAGCACUUGUCCGAGUCGUAAGUGCACCUAAAGAUUGCGAAAAUGUCCCUAUAAUUCUAUUUCGACUUCCUAUGAAGUAUUCAUUCUAUCGACUUUCAUUUUGCAGCAAUAAUGGCUUUCAUCAAGAACCACGAUUACCCUGGAUACGAGGUCCUCGGCAAUGUUUUCAACAUCAGCGCCGCAGCAUCAUUCCAAGCCAAAGAUGCACGCAUAGUGGCAACCUCAGGCCAAAUUGGUGAAGCCAGCGACUACUCACCUUUCAACCCGAACGGGGCUGAUGGCCAGCAGUUCGAUGGUGGCCACGCAAAACAGUUUGAUGUCGCAAUGCACAACAUUCAGAAGUCUCUGGCUGCUGCAUCGCCAAAUCUGAGCCCCACUGAGCUCUGGGAAGGAGUCUUCAACAUCACUUCAUUUCAUGUUGGAUCUAUUCCCCAAGAAGACCAGCUCGAAAUUGCCGCAGUAGCACGCAGGUACCUUGGGAAGAACAAGCCAGCCUGGGCUGCUAUUUGUGUCGCCGCCCUUUUCCCACCGAAGUGUUUGGUCGAGAUCCAAGUCCAAGCAGCCUAUGCAAAUGAGUAGUUUGGUCAACGUCCAUUGAGAUCGUGGUGGAGAACUACGUGCUAGAGAACUACGAGUGGAUGCAGGAAGUUAGAAUUGGAUGUUAUGCUGAUAGAAAUCGGCUGUGGAUCGAAAAGCGUUGAGUCAAUACAAAAUCUUAAGUAUCCUCAGCAUAGGAUCGCACAGACACUAU
Exophiala viscosa is the source of this 841-nucleotide messenger RNA. RefSeq lists its product as uncharacterized. Lineage: Eukaryota; Fungi; Ascomycota; Eurotiomycetes; Chaetothyriales; Herpotrichiellaceae. Bases 202 to 669 code for a protein of 155 amino acids. The transcript has a single exon. The record is from RefSeq and is a predicted model, not a curated record.